Nomia melanderi (Alkali bee) is the source of this 3674-nucleotide messenger RNA. RefSeq names its product phagocyte signaling impaired (gene psidin). Gene Ontology annotation, biological process: N-terminal peptidyl-methionine acetylation. Lineage: Eukaryota; Metazoa; Arthropoda; Insecta; Hymenoptera; Halictidae. The record is from RefSeq and is a predicted model, not a curated record. Gene Ontology annotation, cellular component: cytoplasm; NatB complex. Gene Ontology annotation, molecular function: protein binding.
AAAGAAUACCUUUCCACUACCAGCUGGUCCCAUUACAAGCUGUGCGUAUCUCAUGUUUAAUCUUUAUUAUUAUACAAUCAAAUAAAAUACACUCGUAAGUUCCUCUUAUGUUUUGAUUUCACCAUGUGUUAUUUGAUGUCAAACCUGACAAAUUUAAACAAGAUAAGGUUAGGUUGUUCAGGUUAAGUUCUUCGUUACAACGUAAAUAAGAUGCUCACGUACACAGUCUCGGGCAGCUCCUAAAGUGAGGUAGCGCAUGAACGUUGAUCGAGAGUCACUAGCUUAAGGGGAAGCAGUUCGACACCGCUGAUAUGUACUAUAUAUAUAUAUAUAAAAUGUCAAUGUGAAUCUGCCUUAUGAUAUCAUUAUGCACUUGACGAAGGAAUGUUUGCUCUUUCGGUUUGUUGAUUUAAAAUUACCAUAAAAAGUAUCAUGGCGUCUAAGGUCCAUGUGGAAAGUAUUGUUGACGAACGUCGAUUACGUCGAAUAUACGAUUGGCUGGAUAAUGGAAACAAUAAAAAAGCUUUACAAGAGAUACAUAAGGUGCUUAAGAAACACCCAAACAAUCAGUGUGUUCAAAUGCUCAAAGCUUUAGCUUUAUUGCGACUUGGCAAAGAAGAUGAGUGUCAAGUUAUCAUGGAUAAAGUACGCUCAAAAGUACCCUGUGAUGAUUCUACUCUACAGGUUAUGAGUAUUUGUUACAGAGAGAUACAUCAACCAAAUAAAAUUAGUGAAGUGUACGAAGCUGCAGUUAAAGCAGAUCCAAACAAUGAGGAAUUAUUGACACACCUUUUUAUGUCUUACGUACGUCUUGGAGAUUAUAAGAAGCAACAACAAACAGCAUUUGCAUUAUAUAAACUAAAACCAAAAAAUCCUUAUUAUUUUUGGGCUGUGAUGAGUAUCGUUAUGCAGGCUAUUCACGCAGAUGAAAUCUUAGCAAAAACAGUUAUUUUACCUUUGGCAGAGAGAAUGGUAGUGAAAAUAAUUGAGGAAGGAAAAAUGGAAGCAGAGCAAGAAGUUCAACUAUAUUUAAUGAUAUUAAAACUUCAAGAUAAAAGUGAUGAAAUGUUAAAUGUUUUAUCUGGACCUUUAGCUUUGCAUUUAUCACCUAUUCCUCAAUGCAAAGCAGCACUUUUGUCAAAAUUGGAACGGUUUUCUGAAGCAGCGAGUGCGUAUAAGGAACUUAUCAGUGAAAAUACAGACAAUUGGGCAUAUUAUCAAGACUAUCUUUUUGCGGCUUUGAAGUUUCAAAAACCAGAAGAAUGUUUAGAUUUUUUUGAUAAGAUUAUAAGCACAUCAGAGAAAAAAGUCAGAGCCCCAUAUUUGGCUAAGUUAGAAUUAUUCAAACGCACUCAAAAUAAAGGAGUUGUUGAGAAUGCUGCGGAAGCAAUGAACAUAAUGCAUCAGUAUUUCUCACAGUUUGGAGAAAAAGACUGUGUAGUUCAAGAUUUACGAUUGUACUUAAAUUUAUUAACACAUGUAGACAAAUUACAAUUACUUCGAAAAAUAGAAAAUGAUGUGGGUGUUAAACCAGAGGAAUUUCCAACAACUGUCUCACAAAUGCAAAAACAUAUUCAUUUAGAACAGCUCCGUCGUAUCUGUGGUUUGCAUCAUUCCCCUAACGUAUCCAUAAAUGAACAAAAGCAACUAGUAGAGCGAUUAUGUAAAUUAUAUGAAAAGGGUAACGAAUUAUGUCCAAUUCAAGAAAGAUUACCAACAGACUUCUGUCCUGCGGAUUCUUAUAUCCUUUUAACUACACAUUUAUUGCAUGAACUGUGGAGCAAUACUGAUGAAGCAUCUUAUCUCUAUAGAGCCAUGUCAAUAUUAGAACGUGGUUUAGCAUCGAGUCCUGCAAACUUUCAUAUGAAAAUUUUACUUAUACGAAUAUAUUUGGAAGCAGGAUUAGUGGGUGCAGCGGAUCAUGUUUUUACGUUAUUAGAUGUUAAGCACAUUCAGUUAGAUUCUUUAGGUUAUUUACUUGCUCCAAUGCUAGCUCCAUUCGGCCAUCUUUUCUUGGCUUCUGCAACUUUAGAUCACUCCAAUAAAUUCUUUGUUGCAAAUUGUAAAGAUAGUGCAGAUCACUUAACGUUCGCUUAUAAAUAUGGAAGUUUUGUAAAAAUUCAAGAAUUCGUGGAGUUGAGAGAACGUUUGGAGAAAUCCAUCCAUUUUGUUACGACUACGAUGGAUAAAAUGCUCCUGGAAUUAAGUUUGUGUGAUAGCCUCACGUCGCUGUUAUCUACCGUAAAUAAUAUACACAUUCAACCUGAUGAAGAUACAAUACAUUUGAAUUCAUUGCGAGAUAAUCGUGAUUUGAAGGUUGUUUGUGGAUGGGAACCGUUGACAGAAAACGAAGUAGAUCCUAGAAUGCAAGAAGAAACACGCGAAUGUAUGUUAAAACUACUUGCCGCUAGGAGUUUAAUAUUAAAAAUUUUAUUAGCAUGUGGGACACCAGAUUUUUCUUCACUUCUAAAUCGAUUAUCUGCCGAACUAAAAGAGCUGGAUAAUGAACAGAUACCUCUUAUAUUGGAAAAGUUUGAAUCCGAAGGGAAAAAAAAUAAACCAUGUAAAAUAUUGGUUCCUAUGGAUGCAGUAGAGAGGUUGCGUGAAGCCCAUUAUUCUGAACAAUUGAAGACAAUUGCUCGACUGGCAGAAUCGCUGUCUCAGUCAGGUUAUCUUGACUUUGAAUGUAUUGAAAUGCUGCGAACGUCACCAUGCCUUCAGACAAUAGAAAUUCCUGAAAAAGAUGUUCCAGUAUCUUUCAAACAUUUUCUAUUGAGAGCAUCUACGUGUAGCGAAUCUCUUGCAGUUAUUAGUGCCAUAUGCACUAUGUGUGCAACUCAGUUACAACCUCGGAUUUCACAGAAAAAGAAUAAAAAGAAAUGCUGUAAGGAAAUUGAAUCACUUUCAAUGAAUGACAAUGACCAUAACUGGAAAGAUAUUUCAACGUUACUUGUAAAAAGGAUUCAAGCUUUAGAUACGGUGCUUACUGAAUUUGAGAAGUAUCAGCUAAAUACGGGACUGAAUAAUAGUGAAGAUGAUAUACACGCGACGAUACUAAAAUAUGGACAGGCUAGUCUAGGACAAAGCUGUGGACCGCUAAAAUCUCGAGCUCAAAUCACAUUGAAAUUGUUGAAUAGUUUAAAGAGCUGAAAUUGUACGAAAAUUCUUGUACAAAGAAUAUCCAUCCAACUAUUUACUGAUUUUUAAAAUUAAUUCAUUUAUUGUGUACAUUAUUCUUACUUUGUCCUAACCAAUCAUAAAUGUCGAUUAUGUCGAAAUGUUUAUUACAAAUUGAAAUUUUUAAAUCACUUAAAUUUCGCACCAAAUUUGAAGACGUUAGUAAAAUAGUAAUUUUUGUGUUAGUUAAUGUUUAGAUUGAAAACUUCACCAACAACUGUAAAACUGUGUAAAGAUAAUUUAAUAAUCGUCGUUUUUCUAAAAACAAAAAGUAAUAGGACGGUUACGAAUUCUUUUAUUUGUAGUAAAUCACAAUGUUGAAAAGGUGCUUUAGAAACAAAAUUUCUGUAUAAUUUCUAGCAUUUCUUGACAAUAUAAUUACAGAAUUAUUUAAAAUGCAACUGUGAAUUUAAGUAAAUUACUUAAAUCCUUUGUUGUGGAAACAAUAUAUAUAUUUUGAAAAGUGUAUAAGUCAUAGACAAAAUGUGUUAUAAAUG